GAGGAGGACUCAGUCGUUUUGGGGAGUUUAAUGUGCGAUGACGCAGACUUUGACAUCGGGGAAUCUGCGGUCAUCGGUGCCAUCUUGACUCUGAUUAAACUCUACGCGAGAGAGCUUGCCCGGCAGGAGCUCCACUCCGCCCUGCGCGAGUCCUGUAGCCGCGGCGAUGUGUCCCGAGCGAAGGCCAUCCUGCGGGACCUCGGCGCCGAGGCUGAGAUCAUCAUCAACUCGGCGCCCAACGGAUCCAACACGCUGCUCUUCAAAGCAUGCGAGGAGGGGCAGCGCGAGAUGGUGCGACUGUUGCUUGACCACGGUGCAGACGGAAGGAUCCAUCCAGUCACCAAGUACUCGCCUUUGUACAUUGCGUGCUACUAUGGCCGCAGGGACAUCGCUGAAAUGCUGCUUAAGAAAUUUCCAACUUUAGUUAAUGUCUCAACUGUAGAGCGAUGGCUGCCCUUGCACGCUUGUAUCAUCAAUGGUCACACUUCCGUUCUGGAACUGUUGCUCAAGUUUCCGUAUCCAGAGGAAGCUUUGAGAAAGUAUUGGGACAAAACUGGGCAGUAUGAGUAUGAGAUGGCAUUUGACAUCAACAUGAAAGAUGUCACUGGACAAAGUGCUUUGUACUUAGCAUGUUAUGUGGGCAACCAAAAACUUGUGGACCUUCUUUUGAAGCACAGAAUACAAGCAACCAAAGUUAAGACCAAAGAAGAAAUCGAGAAGGAGAGACAGCAGAAAGAAAUGGACUCGAGCAGCAACGACUCCAAGUCCAGCAGCAGAGAGAACACUAAGACGAGCAUUGACUCCACCUCGGACUUAGCGGAGAAGAGUGAUGACGUUGCCAGCCCCACCAAGCACCGCAUUUCGGGAGGGAUUCAGGCCCUGAUGUCAAAGCUGAAUCUCGUGAAAACGGAUGCCAAUCAAAAGGAUAACAUGAUCUCGCCUCUUGAUAUUGAUAUGUACUGUAAUAGCAACACAGAGACGGCUCUUCACAUAGCUGUGAAAAACAAGCAUCACAGUAUUGUGUCAAUGCUGUUAGCAGCUGGAGCCAACCCCAACCUGCGAGUGUAUCUGCCAGAUGACGAGAUGGCCAGAUUAGCCGAGGACGAAUAUAUAUUCACAGGCUCCACAGCGCUGGUCGAGGCUUGCCGGAACAGGGACUUGGGCAUGCUGGACCUCCUUCUAAAAAGCCAUGCCAGGGACGACGAGUGCAAGGCCCUCUUCAUUGCAGCGCACGCCAAAGAUGAAAUCAUAGUGUCCAAGCUUCUGGCGCUCAAGGCACACCCAGACCCAGAGUUCAAGGUGAACAAAAGAGCUCUAGAAAUUAAACCGAGCCAACAAUUCAGUUCCUUGAGUGUCAGCAAUGCCGGGGGUGUUUAUUCUUCAUUGGCCCCCUCCACGCCAGUCAUGAUUAACUGGCACGGGCAGAGAUGUCUGUCAUAUCUGAAGGACCAAUGGCUAGUUGAUGCCUCGGUAAACCUGAACCCAAAGCUGAGGUUGAGUCCACGCAACCAAGUGAUCGCCCUGUAUGCCAUCACGCGCUUGGACAUCUCAAACAACGCUCUCACAGAGUUGCCUGACAUGAUCUUCCAACUUCCUAGUCUGAAGACUUUGAAUGCAGCCCAGAACAAGAUUGAGAAACUCCCCCCAAACAUAGGACAUUUUAUCGAUGGCACCGUGACUCUCCCGCGGAAAGGUUCCAAAAAAGAGCUUGUGAUUGGUCCUUUGUCUGUAUUAGAGGAGGUCCAUUUACAGGACAACAGAUUAGACUCCUUACCAGAUGGAAUCUUUACACUCCCUGCACUCCAGCUUCUUGACGUAUCCAACAACAAGCUGUCCUCCUUACCUUACAAGAUCUGGACGGCCCCUAAGCUGAGAGAGCUCAACGCGUCCCUCAACCUCCUACACGACCUCCCCGUUCGACCUGAGGGGCAAGGUCAUGACUCUGGCAUGAGUUCUGAUGCUGUAAGUGAGGUGAGUGACGAGGACAGCCUCUCAUCAGCCAGUGAACUACAGCUGAGUCUCAUGGACGAUUCAACAGAUGAGUCUCCAGCACGGAGGAAGACACCAGACCACAGAGGGGUUCUCUCCCUGGGCAAGCAUGGCAAUGUCAUCACCUGCUGCCGACGUCGAGACCUGAAGCACCACAGCCUCUGGUCCAAUACAGUGGAGAUCCAGGAGUCUCUUGUCGGUGUCAGAGAGACAGAAGAGGAGACCAUGUCCAACCUCCAGUCUCUCAACCUAUCUCACAACUCUUUUACGUCCGUUCCCAGUGGCCUGGCCUGCCUGGCUCUUUCUCUCAACCGUCUCAACCUUAGUUAUAACAGAUUAAGUGAGAUGGGCGCAGCCACUUGCUAUCCUGUCGGGUUAAAGCAGUUGGAUCUCUCUCACAACCGUAUCCGAGCCUGGCCUACAGUUUCUCGUAGUGAGUCGCUGGAAAGCCUCGAGUCAACCUUGCCAUCAUGUUACGCCCUUGCUGAAGUAUCCAGGAGUGCUAAAUUUGCAUGCCAAGUACAAACUAGUAAACUCCACCCCUUCUCCUUCCUCCCGCCUCACAAUUACAUAGGUGAAAAGGAAGAAGAUUUCUUUUGCUUAUGUUUAGCCAGUCCCGUCCGAAGCAGUGCACCAAGGAAGUCCUGGUUGCUGUUUCCUAACCUGUCAAUGUUGGAUGUCAGUAACAACCUCCUCAGAGAGUUGCCAACAACACUACAUGAGCUUACAAACUUGUCUGUUCUCAACAUAUCAGGCAACACUGACAUUACAGAGCUGCCCCCGGAGAUGGGACUCCUCUCUAGGCUGUGGAACCUCAACACACGUGCAUGCUCUCUGCAGGAGCCCUUGAAGUCCAUGAUUGAUAGCAAGAAAUACAAGACCAUGGAUGUGAUUGGAUAUUUGAAGAGUAUACUUGAGGAUGCAAGACCAUAUGCCCGUAUGAAGUUGAUGAUUGUAGGCGUGCAAGGCAUUGGCAAGACGUCCCUCCUGGAACAGCUCAGGCAGGAGGGCACUGGGUCGUACAGGAAGAAGCCAGUUGAGCACUGGGCAAAGCGAAUGGGAAACAAGAACAUCAAUACCCGCACCUCCAGAGGGACAAGCAUGUCGACUGUUGGUGUUGAUAUUGGUGACUGGAUAUUUGAGAAGAAAGUCCGUGGUCAUAGUAACUAUGGCCCGGUGGUGUUCAGGACAUGGGACUUUGGUGGGCAGAAAGAAUACUACGCCACCCACCAGUACUUCCUCUCGAAGCGGUCCCUCUACCUGGUUGUAUGGAAGAUCAGUGAUGGCGAGCGCGGGGUGGCUGAGAUCCUGCAGUGGCUGGUCAAUAUUCAGGCACGAGCUCCAAAUUCUCCUGUGCUUAUUGUGGGGACACACUAUGAUUUAGUGAAAGAAAAGUUCCCGCCAUCGUGGAGCGAGGACCUCCAGCAAAUGAUUAGGGACAGAUUCAUCAAUGUCAUUGAUGCAGAUAAGCUUGGGCUCCCUCGAGUGUUGGACACCAUUGAGGUGAGCUGCAAGACACGACACAACAUCAAGCUACUCUGCAACUUGAUAUAUGAUACAGUGUUCUCCCUGAAAACUCCAGGUGUCAUGUUGCAUUACGAAGACGCAACACUGAAAGAUCUGUACUUCCUGGAUCCGCAAUGGCUGUGUGACAUGCUUGCCCACGUCGUAACCAUCAGAGAAAUUAAUCCUUUUGCUCGGAACGGCAUAAUGAAGUUAGAUGACCUGAAACACGUAUUCAAAUCCUCCACCUGCGCCCCCAUGGAUGCCAAGUCCUACAUCGUGAACCUCCUGAACAAGUUUGAGGUUGCGCUCACCUGGGACAACAGGACGCUGCUCAUCCCUUCCCUGUUGCCUUCGGAGGAGCAGCUGCGCAGUGGGCUUCCGGGCAUGGAUGUUAGGGUAAAGAUUCCAGUGCGAUCAAGAGGCUGGGCCGUUCGCAGCAAAAAGUUCUCCAGCUCAACAGGCUCCACCAUUGUCGGGAAUUCUGCAUUCUACAUGACAAAUGCCGAUGUGCGAAAGCCAGCCAGGCCUCUCUCAUACCACGGCCUCACCACAGAAGCGAUAGGGAGCCCCAAGAAGGAGUCGGAGGAGGUGGGCCUAACCCCCUCAGCAGACCCCCCAGCAGUGCAAGUGACACACCGCUCAGCCCCCCACGCGGCCAUCCGGAGGCUGCUGCUCAUGUCCUACUUUCCGUCAGGCUUCUGGUCCCGACUCAUCACCCGGAUUUUGGCAGACGAUGCUGUCGUCGACAUUAUUAGGAAUUACUUUGUCAUGCCCAGAGAGUCAUAUAUUGCUUCCCUUUCUCCUUCGUACCCAACCCUAGGCACGAGGUUUGUGCAUACGAGCGAGGGCAAGUUCUUGGUGACGCGCUUGGUUCCAUGCCCUGUUUGCCUGGAAUGCCACGGGCAGCAUGAGGGCCCUGGAAACCACCCACAGGCACGGCACCUGCCUGAUAACUGGGGUUCGUUUGUGGAGAUGAACCCUCUCUACUGCUCCAUGACAGCCUCACAGAUAUCACAGGACCUCAAUGCCUCCCACGCCUCACUGGAGCGCUCUCUUCUCACUAAUAGUUUAAUGGGAAGUCUGGCUCCGUCCCAACAGGGUCAUCCACUUGUAGGUGUCCCAUCCCCGCAGCCAGGUGGAAGAUCCUCCACAUCCUCCACAGCUGCAGGUGGAGGAGGAGGAACCGUGGGAGGGGGAGUGUCACCAGGCGGAGCGGCUAUCGGGGGGAACAUGUCGCCACAGCUUCCCAGACGCAGCUGGGGGUCUCGGGAGUCAUACACUUCCGACGGGGAUAGUGGCGUUGGAGCUGAAUCUACUACCUCAAGAUAUUUUGUCAUGAACUGCAAGUGUCGUAGUCAGCAUUUAUAUAUUUUUAAUUGUCGCAAGCCAUCAGCCGAAGGGAGACCAGACCUCGACAACAGCGGAAACAACGAAGGAGAGACAUCAGGCGGCCAAGAGGUGACACCAGUCGUCUAUUCCUUCAUGGUGGAGGAAUGCAUUCUAGCUGCUUACACUGCUCGCUCUGUGCCGUGUCCUCUCCAUGCGGAUCUCCUUUUGGCUCAGAUUGCGCCCGACACAGUUUUCCUAGACUUAGGUGACAGGUACCUUGUUCGUCCAGAGCUGAUCAAGCAGGGCAAACUGCUGGGCCGCGGAGGCUUUGGCUUCGUCUUCCAAGGGGCGUGUCGCAACAGAGCCAGUGGGGCUCCCAUGGAUGUAGCCCUCAAGAUGCUGCAGCCUGUUGACCCUGGAACCAGUGCCAGACAGAGUGCCAUUGUUGCUUAUAAGGCUGCUCAGAGCAAGUGGGAACGAGACCCCCUGCAGUACGCAUGCAAGGCUUAUUGCUCAGCAAGACAAGAGGUGAACAUUCUCCUCUCUCUGCGCCAUCCUCACAUUGUUCCCUUGGUGGGCGUAUGUCCACGACCCCUCGCCCUUGUCCUAGAGUUGGCACCCCAAGGAGCUCUCGACCAGUGUCUUAAGCAUUACCAGAGAUCAGGAGCCAGACUUUCCCUCCAUACAUUGCAAGCUGUUGUGUUGCAGGUUGCCAAAGCCCUGGAGUACCUGCACGGCCAACACAUCAUCUAUCGAGAUCUCAAGAGCGAAAACGUUCUCGUGUGGGAGCUUCCUCCCCCCUUCCACCACCAGCCGCAGCCUAAAGUAGAUGUCCGACUUGCUGACUAUGGUAUUAGCAGAUCGAGUCUGCCCACCGGAACGAAGGGCUUUGGAGGCACGGAAGGAUUCAUGGCCCCAGAGAUGAUGAGACACAACGGAGAGGAAGAAUACACGGAAAAGGUGGACUGCUUCUCUUUCGGCAUGUUCAUGUAUGAGCUGCUGACAACCCACCAACCAUAUGAGCACUGUGAUAAUGUGAAGGAGCAUGUGCUGGAGGGAGGGCGGCCAGCUCUUACGCACAGGGAGACAGAAUACCCCGUAUACGUGCUUGACCUGAUGGUGAUGUGCUGGUCGCAGCAGCCGAGGCUACGACCCUCUGCGUCCCAGAUUGUGUCCAUCGCCUCGGCACCAGAGUUCACCCACCUCCUGGACGUGGCCUCACUCGAUCACUCCCUUAAUAUCAUGGAUGCGAUAAGGGUACCGCCCGUGUUGGUAAAGGAUGAAGACGGGGAAUUAGUUGUGCGUGACCAAGGCAGCAUCUGGGUGAGCCGUACUUCACCGCAACUGGACAUGGUGGGCGCAGGUGAGUGGGGCUGGGGCGCCUACACCAGCAUAGAGGGGCUUCCCGACACCAUCACCGCGAUGUGCUGUGUUGGGGAUUACGUGUGGCUUGGAGACAGCGCGGGAAAUAUCCAUGGCUAUAGCACCCGUGACUAUGGAAGAGUCUUCAGCUAUUGCCUCGAGCCCGAUGCACCCCAGUCGUCUCCUGUUCGCUCACUCUGCAGCUUGCAUGCACUAGGAAGAGUUGCAGUUGCUCUUUGCAAUGGCCGUCUUUUCCUGUGCAGUUCAGACGUUACGCCAACAUCUCCUGUGCUUGGUGAAGGAAGCUUUGUUAUGACUGAGUUAGCUGGAUCCACACAGGAGAUUCACUGCUUGGCAGUGGCCCAGACUCCUACUACAUGGUCUUUAUGGUGUGGAGGCAGCGAGGGGACGAUGAGCAUCUUUUCCCUGCGCGAUGAUGGCUUGGUGGUGAGCCAGGACUCUGUCUCUCACUUCACCACCUCCACACCUCCUCCCUCAGGAGAUGCCUGUGAUGUCUUGAUCCUCCAUGCGCCACAGACAAUCUCAGCCGUUUCUAGACACCUAAGGAAUUCUAUUUGGUCUUAUGUUUAUCCAGGCUGUGUUGUAUAUCACUGGGAUGUAAAAGAGAAGAAAUUAGUUAACAGAUUGGACUGUUCCAAGUUAGUUCCUUGUUCUGAAAGUCUGCAGUCCAUUAGCAUUGAAGAGCACCUAUCCCCUUCACAGUGUCAGGUCUCAGCUGUAGCGGUGUGUGGAGGUGAGGUGUACGUGGGGACGACCUGGGGCUGCGUGGUGGUGGCUGAGGCAGAAUCCAUGCGGCCCAUCACGGUCUUCCGGCCCUACGAAGAUGAGGUGCGAGCCAUUGUCCCGCUGCCACCCACGUCAGUCAUUGUCGAGCCAGAGCUGGGAUCGGGAGACGUGUCAGACAGCAGCGAAGGGGACGUUGAGAGGCUAAUGAACCCGGUGCCACUGCUGGCAACCAUUGGGAAGGGCUACCGCAAUCUGCUGGGCCGCUACGCACCCAUUCCCAGAUCAGCACAACCCGAGCCGGGUGCCCAGAGAGCCAUGUACUGCUUGCUAUGGCGAGCACACCACUGGCUCAACACAUGAGUCUUCUCGUCAGAGUGAUAUAGGAUUUUGUUGAUAUUGUAUUUGUUGAUAACUAAAAAAGCUAGUUUCUAAAAAAGUUCUUUCUUUUUUUGUACACAAUAAGGGAAAAAAGAAAAAAAAAAGUGAAAUUGGUCACAAAUUAGAUAAUUAAGUGAGUCAGAGAUUUUUUAGGUUGUAUCUAAAAAGGAUUCUUACUCAGGAUAUUUCUUAACAUGAAUCAGUUACAAAAGAAAAACGAUACAAUUGAAGAAAAUACUUGAUAAAUGAUUUCCAGUGGAGAAGAAAUGACGAAUUGCUUCAUGAAAACAAAAUUGUUUCAUCCUCACCGUCAGAUAAGACUACAGCAAAGACUAUAGAAAAAUAUUACUCAGCUAAACUUCAUUCAAGAUUUCAGAUGUAUGAAUGGAAAUUGAAUGGGAAUAUUGUAAAGCUUUCAGGUUUUGUGUAUCAAGCUUCCAUUAUUUCCAUUCAUCACAAGCAGAGGAACUAUUCAUUUACAGUGAUAAAGAACAUCCAAAGUGGCUUCUGAGUUGAAGUAUGUUUAGGCCUUGAAUACUUUCUUUUGCGUAUUGAAGUGUGACCUCGGAAGAAGAAAACUUUUCCUGUGUGACAUGUGUAUACAAGAUAAGUCCUUAUGUUUUAAAAUCAUACACAAAAAUUGCCUUAAUCGAUAUCUGUCCGUGAUGCGGAUGGCAGCUUUUAGAAUUUUUUUUUGAUAGGUUACCAGGUUGAUACUUCUUGCUGUUAAGGUUUUUAUGUAUAUUUAUAUACAGUAAUUGCCAAGCAAGACAUGUUAGUACUUCCACUUUAUUUUGAGGCUUUGUUUUAUAACAGAUAGAAUCAGUAAACAAGACACUGUUAUAUACUACUGUUUUACCUGCAGAGAAAACGAAAAAAUGUCGACUGAAAUGAAUAGUUGAUAUUUUUACCAAAGAAACUAUUCCAGGAUUACUUGUACUAUAUAUAAUGGCAAUUCUAUUUAAUCAGCUGUGAUUUAAUGUGUAUUCCUAUGUAAACUAUGAUGUAGCACAAGUGUAUGACUACUUAUAAACUCACUGCGCUUUGUCAGUAUCGGCAGACUGACCAACUCAGAUUUCUUGUUCUCUAGUCAAUAACUGUUUUAUUGUGAUAAUGUUUCUUACAGGCAACCAUGGUUAUUUUUAGUGCAGGGUUUUUUGUAAAAUUGACAUCAUACCAGCAACACAUUCUCAAUACUUGAACCCAUUUUUCAUUUCCCUUUGGAGCGUGUGAUGUAUAAUCGUUCUUCUUCUUUUUUUUUUUUUUUCCUUUUUUUUUCUGAGAUGAAAAUAAAAGACUUUGAAAUUCUAGUAGGGUAUGCUACUAUUUUUGUUUGUUGAUGGAUGUUCUUCAGACUACUGAUGUUGUCCAUUGAAGUGAUCAGUGGGCUGAAGUGCAUUUUCAGUACCAGAAUAAUAAAUAUAUUGAAGAAA
This is a messenger RNA of Penaeus indicus, 8744 nucleotides long. RefSeq names its product leucine-rich repeat serine/threonine-protein kinase 1-like (gene Lrrk). The coding region runs from base 31 to 7293 and encodes 2420 amino acids. Gene Ontology annotation, molecular function: protein binding; protein kinase activity; ATP binding. NCBI's taxonomy places the organism in Eukaryota, Metazoa, Arthropoda, Malacostraca, Decapoda, Penaeidae. Gene Ontology annotation, biological process: protein phosphorylation. The transcript is spliced from 44 exons. The record is from RefSeq and is a predicted model, not a curated record.